Mesitornis unicolor (brown roatelo) is the source of this 3984-nucleotide messenger RNA. RefSeq names its product Rho guanine nucleotide exchange factor (GEF) 28 (gene ARHGEF28). Gene Ontology annotation, biological process: regulation of Rho protein signal transduction; cell morphogenesis. The transcript has 27 exons. The annotation marks the transcript as partial. Gene Ontology annotation, molecular function: guanyl-nucleotide exchange factor activity. NCBI's taxonomy places the organism in Eukaryota, Metazoa, Chordata, Aves, Mesitornithiformes, Mesitornithidae. The record is from RefSeq and is a predicted model, not a curated record.
GUGGGAGAUUUAAAGACUAACUACAUUCAUGGAGAUGGCAACAGCAGUGAAAAAUGUGUGAAUCCCACCAACUCAAUCCUGAUGGCUAAGAGCUCUUCAUCUCCUUCCCUUGAGGAAAAUGACCAAUAUGUACCUUUUCCAAAUGAAGGAAAUCAAAAGCCAGUGAAAAAUGCAGGCGAAAAUGCAGGUUUAAAACAUAUUGUUUCACCUUCUGAUCUGUAUGGAGCAGAUUCAUAUCUUUCUUUCAAGACUCAUGGAUUUAUUAAGGAUCGGGGCCAACUUUAUGCUGACAUGAAAAAAAGAAGUUCAAGUCUUGAUGACCUUGAAGUAGACAGCGGAAGUGGAGAUGUUUCGGACAGAUCCGAUGUUCCCCUCAGCUCUUCAGAGGCCAUGGCUUGUAACAGAGGUGAAUUAGACUUCUCUACCAGUCUGCAGCCCAAGGAAUGCAUGAUGUCUGGUAUUCGGUCGCGCUCCUAUUCCUGCUCCUCACCCAAAGGUUUAUUAGGAAGACCUCGCAUUCCUCAGGAGUUCGCCUCUGGGAAUUCAAGUGAAGAUGGUGUGCUCAUGAACAGUGGUCAGUCCCUCCUUCAGGCUCUUUCACUCCCUAAGUCAGUCUCUCUUCUCCACCCCUGUAAGCGAGCGUACAGCCUGCCUGAGCAGUCCCGAGAGAAAAGGAUUCAGGUGGAGGAAUGGAAUAAAUACCUUGUACCCUCAAAAAAUGAAUCUGAAAAGUAUAAAGUGAGUCGGACUUUCAGCUUUCUGAUGAACAGAAUGACCAGUACUCGGAAUAAGUGUAAGACAAAAAACAAAGAUACCAAAGAUAAAGAGAAACUGAACAGGCACAAUUUUACAAAUGGCACCUUCUCAGGAGUUAUCCCAUGUAUGGUCUGUGAAAAGGCCCUCCUAGGGAAGGAGUCACUGCAGUGCUCAUAUUGCAACGUGAUUGUGCAUAAGAGCUGCAAGGAGUCUGCUCCUGUGUGUACCAAGAAAUCCCAGGAGAGAUACAAUAAAAAUAAACCCCAAGCUGGUGUAACAAAUUCCCUGCCUGGAGACAUUACACAGAUGGUGCACUCCCCAGUACAUCCGUCUUGCUCUGUGCCUGUUGGACUGUCUGCUGGAAGGAGACAGACCUUACAGCAGUCCCACUUCUUGUCCAGAAGUGUCCUCAGUGCCAGUUUCGAAAGCUGUAAAAGUUCUAUGCCAUUUUCUGAACAAGACUCUGAGACUAGCACCUGGACUUCCAAGUCACGGUCUGAAGAGAUGUUACAAGCAUUAAGGACCUUUUCUUCAAUGGAUCCUUUUGUGAUGGAAGAUAAUGUGGAUUUGUCUCAGUGGACUGAUCUCCACACAGAUGCACAGAAGUUUGAGGCAGAGUCCUGGAGUCUUGUUGUGGAUCCAAUGUUCUGUAGCAAGCAAGAAAAGGAUGUUGUCAAGAGGCAGGAUGUAAUUUUCGAGCUGAUGCAAACAGAAGUGCAUCACAUCCAUACUCUGUUCAUUAUGUCUGAAAUAUUCAGGAAAGGGAUGAAGGAAGAACUGCAGCUGGACCACACCACAGUGGACAGAAUAUUCCCCUGUCUAGAUGAGCUCCUGGAGAUCCACAGGCAGUUCUUCUGCAGAAUGAAGGAGAGAUGGCAGGAAUCAUGUGAGGCAGGGAGUGAACGUAAUUUUAUAAUCAGCAGAGUUGGAGACAUCCUGGUGCAGCAGUUUUCAGAGCAAAAUGCAACAAAAAUGAAGGAAAUAUAUGGAAAGUUUUGCAGCCAUCAAAAAGAAGCAGUUAAUCUCUUCAAAGAAUUGCAGCAAAACAAGAAGUUCCACAAUUUUAUUAAACUGAGAAAUAGUAACCUGUUGGCACGACGCCGAGGAAUCCCUGAGUGCAUUCUGCUCGUCACCCAGCGAAUCACCAAAUACCCUGUUCUGGUUGAAAGGAUAUUGCAAUACUCGAAAGAAGGAACAGAUGAACAUAAAGACCUCUGCAAAGCCCUUUAUCUAAUUAAGGACAUGAUUGCAGCAGUAGAUUUGAAAGUGAAUGAAUAUGAGAAAAAGCAAAAGCUUUUGGAAGUCCUCAAUAGAACUGAAAACAAAACAUAUACAAAGCUGAAAAAUGGCAAUGUUUUUAGGAAGCAAGACUUGAUGAAGAAAGAGAGGAUACUUCUUCAUGAAGGUUUAGUGUACUGGAAGACAGCCACUGGUCGUUUCAAAGACACCUUAGCUCUGCUUCUAACUGAUGUACUACUGUUCUUACAUGAGAAAGAUCAAAAAUACAUCUUUGCAGCUGUUGACCAGAAGCCUUCUGUUAUCUCCCUUCAGAGACUCAUAGUAAGAGAAGUAGCCAACGAAGAAAGGGGGAUAUUUUUGAUUAGUGCUUCAUCUGCAGGGCCUGAGAUGUAUGAGGUUCAUACUAACUCCAAAGAGGAGCGUAACAACUGGAUGAGGCAUAUUCAAGAUGCUGUGGAAAGUUGUCCAGAGGAAGAAGAAGAAGGAAAAAUGAGUGAAUCUGAUGAGGACAGACGUAUUGCUGAGGCCAAAGCAUCCAGAAUUCAGAAAUGUCAAGAAUUACUGAGUAACCAGGACCAACAGAUCUGUAGUUGUUUGGAAGAGAAGUUGCAUAUCUAUGCAGAACUGGGAGAUAUAAGUGGGUUUGAGGAUGUCAAUGUAGAACCUCACCUCCUUAUCAAACCUGACUCUGGAGAAACUCCACAGGCUGCUUCAUUGCUGGCAGCAGCACUCAGAGAAGUUGAAAGUCUCCAUGUUGCUGUAAUGAUGUCACAAGUGAGUGAAAUAGACAGAUCACCAGAGGAAAAUAUUGAGGAAUUAAGUGUAAAGAACACAUUUACUGCCAAUGAAAUUUUGGAAUCUGUUGUUGAUGAUGCAGAAAUAAAAGAACUUGAAGAAUCAUCUGAAGUCAAUCUCAGUGCUGAAAAGGAAAUGGCAGGUGCCAGUCUAGAGGAUAAGGGAGGAAGUAUGAUUUUCCCAGGAUCUACAGGGACAGAGAUUGUACAAGCAAUCCAGAACUUAACCCGUCUCUUGUACAGCAUACAGGGAGCAUUAGCUAUCCAAGACAGCCACAGAGAGCUCCAUAGGUUGCUCCUGCAAGAGAAUGAGAAAACUAGUCGGGGCCACGGUUCUUGGCUAAACCUCCUUCUGGAACAAGAAAAAUGCCGGAAUUUGGAAAAACAAAAGGUGGAGCUGGCCAACAUACACAAGCUCAAGCAGCAGUUUCAGCAAAAAAAAGAGCAGCAGCGGUGGCCGCGCGAAUGCGAGCAGCGGCAGCGGGAGCAGGAGGUGCGGAAGGGCCGGCUGGGGCAGUGGGAAAGGGAGUGCGGCUGCCAGGAGGAGCUGCUGGAGAGAAGCCGAGAGGGACUGGCACUGCAGCUGCAGGAGUACCAGCAGAGCCUGGAGAGGCUCCAGGAGGGCCAGAAAAUGGUGGAGAGAGAACAAGACAGUGUGAAAAUGCAGAAGAAGCUCCUCUGGCACUGGAAACAUGGUCAACAAAGUAGCUUGUUGUCAUCCACAGGGAGCUAUGAGAUAAUGGGACAUCAUAAGUCGGACAACUUACAUGGCAAAAAUACAUUCUACUUAAAUGAAGCUGUAGUGUGUGUGUCUCUAAGCAAUCUCAGAUCGGAUGCUUCUCUCGUUUAUGAGGAUGGUGUGUAUGGGCCGAACGUCUCAAAUUCUGAUAUAGCAAGGACUAAUGAAAAUCAGGUGGACCUCAAAAUGGACACUUCUUGUCAACCAGCAUUAACCAGUGCACUGUGGAAAUCCACUGGUCCUUAUCAGCAGAUGUCUUUCUCCUGCAAAAGUAACAAGGAUGCCUUUAAUAAUGAUCUGAAUGCAUCACAGACCCAGAGUCCCCAGACAAGCACUCCAAACCAGGGAUCCAUCCAGCCACUGCUGGGAGAUGUAUUGCUGCUGAGCCACCAGCCGGAGAGUCUGCAGGAUGCAGAAAGCAAGGGCAGAGUGGAGGAGGGGAUUGUUUACCUCUGA